CUGUUUUUCUUUUUUCCCCUGGCACGUGCAGCCUGCUAUGGGAUGGAUGACGAAGAAGAGAACCACUAUGUUUCACAGCUCAGGGAAGUCUACAGCAGCUGUGACACCACGGGGACAGGCUUUCUAGACCGGGAGGAGCUGACCCAACUCUGCCUUAAGCUUCAUAUGGAAAAGCAGCUGCCCAUCCUUAUGAAAACACUUCUUGGAAAUGACAACUUUGCCAGGGUGAAUUUUGAGGAAUUUAAGGAAGGUUUCCUGGCAGUGUUGUCAUCAGAUGCUGGUGUUGGCCUCUCAGAUGAAGGCAGUAGUUCCUUGGAAUCAGCUGCCUCCCAUGCUGUGCCACCAAAGUAUGUGAGUGGCUCUAAGUGGUACGGCCGUUGGAGCCUGCCUGAGCUGUGUGACUCUGCGGCCAGAGCCAAAUGUUUACCAGAACAAGCCAGGGCCACCAUGAGAAGCCAGCUCCGACGCUCUGCAUCUCUGGAAAGUGUGGAGAGCCUUAAGUCAGAUGAAGAAGCUGAAAGUGCUAAAGAACCUCAGAAUGAGUUGUUUGAAGCACAAGGCCAGCUGCCAACCUGGGGUUCCAGGGUCUUCAGGAACCCUCAGAAGUCCUGCAGCCCCUCCUUUGACACCCCCGAGAGCCAGGUCCGGGGCAUCUGGGAAGAGCUAGGUGUCGGCAGCAGCGGCCACCUCAACGAGCAGGAGCUGGCUCUGGUCUGCCAGACCAUUGGGCUCCAGGGACUUGAGAAGGCGGAACUCGAAGACCUAUUUAACAAACUGGAUCAAGACGGAGACGGCAGAGUGAGUCUUGAGGAAUUCCAGCUUGGCCUGUUCAAUUAUGGGCCCACUUCACUUCUGGAACCUUCCACUCCUGUCAAACCGAGCAGGUCCUGGUCUCAUUACCAGGGCCCCGAGGAGGGUGGCUGCCAGACCACCACCACGUCGUCCCUCGUGUCCGUGUGCUCAGGCCUGCACCUUUUCUGCAGCGUCGAUGAUGGCAGCGGCUUCGCCUUUCCUGAGCAGCUCAUCACCCUGUGGGCCCAGGAGGGGAUUCCGAACGGCAGGGAGGUCUUGCAGAGCCUCGACUUCCGUGUGGAUGAGAAGGUGAACCUUUCAGAGCUGACCUGGGCCCUUGAGAAUGAGCUCAUGAUGGUCAGUGGUGCCACUCAGCAGGCGGCUUUGGCCUGUUACCGCCAGGAGCUGAGCUUCCGCCAGGGGCAAGUGGAGCAGAUGGCGAGGGAGCGAGAUAAGGUGAGGCAGGAUCUGGAGAGAGCAGAGAAGAGGAACCUGGAGUUUGUGAAAGAGACAGACGACUGCCACUCUGCCCUGGAGCAGCUCACGGAGAAGAAGAUCAAACACCUGGAGCAAGGGUACAGGGGAAGGCUGAGCCUCCUGCGGUCUGAGGUGGAAAUGGAGCGCGAGCUGUUCUGGGAGCAGGCCUGCAGGCAGAGGGUGGCACUGGAGAAGGACCUGGAGCGCCUGCAGGCCAAGGAAGCCAGCCUCCGAGAGAAGCUGACCCUGGCCCUGAAGGAGAACAGUCGAUUACAGAAGGAGAUAAUUGAAGUAGUGGAGAAGCUUUCGCAAUCAGAGAAGCUGGUCCUGAAACUGCAGAGUGAUCUGGAGUUUGUGUUGAAGGACAAGCUGGAGCCUCAGAGCACGGAACUUCUGGCCCAGGAGGAGCGGUUUGCGGUGGUCCUGAAGGAGUACGAACUCAAGUGCCAGGACCUGCAGGACCACAAUGACGAGCUGCAGGCUGCACUGGAAGGCCUGCAGGCACGGCUGCCCCCGAGUCGGCACAACCAGCUCCAGACACUGCCAGAUGGACAGCUGCUCCCUGGUCAUGGCCCAGCAGGCAUCGUCUCCUUGGUGGGUGAUUCCACUGCAGUGAGUCUACAGACAGAGCUCCUGGUGGAGCAGGUGAAGGAACAUUACCAAGAUCUCAAGACCCAGCUGGAGACCAAGGUAAAUGACUGUGAAAGGGAAAUUGAGAUGAUGAAAAGGGACUUUGCAAAGGAGAGAAAGGAGGUGGAGCAGGCUUUCAGGCUGGAGGUCAGUGUGCUGGAGGAGCAGAAAGCGGACCUGGAGACACUCCACGUGGAGUCUCAGGAGGCCAUCCGAGCCCUGCAGGACCAGCUGCAGACUGUGGCCCAUGGCCUGGAGCUGGAGAGGCUGGAGAUGGAACAGCACUACGCACAGGUGCGCUCUGGCCUGGCCCGGCAGCUGGCACAGGAGAAGGACCAGCUGGAGGUGGCGCUGCGCCAGAGGCAUCAGAAUGAGCUGCAGCACCUCAGAAUUGAGUUGGAGAGGCUUUCUGAAGAAAACACAUUGUUGAAAAAUGAGCGGGGAACGAUGCAGCAAGAGCUUGAAGCUGCAGAAAAGACAAAUGAUGCACAGAGGAAGGAAAUUGAGGCUUUAAAGAGAGACAAAGAAAAGGCCUGCUCUGGAAUGGAAGCGCUCAGCACACAGAGUCAGAAAUGCAACGAUGAACUGUCCCAGCUCAACCAGAGGGUCCUUCAGCUAGGAGAGGAGGCCUCUACCCAUCAGGCCCAAAAUGAGAAUUGCAUCACCAUUCAGCUUUUAACACAGAGACUGGAGGAGGGGGGCCGCCGGGAGAGGCUGCAGGAUCACCAAAUCCAAAAACUUGAAGUUGAACUUGACCAUGUGAAUCAAGAAUGUCAGAGUCUGACACUGUUGCAGUCACAGCUGAGAGAGACCCUUGAAAGUCAAGACCAGCUGCACGGAGCCAGCCUGAGGCUGAGGCUGGUGCAGUCCCCGCACUCGUGGGGGGCCAUCAGCUGCAAGAGCAGGUGGAGCUGCUGGGGCCUCGGGGCCACAGGCUGGGCUGCAGCAGCUGCUGGAGCAGCGGGCAGCUCGUUUUUAAAUGCAAAAUUGGUUUGUAACCUUCUUUUGUGGCAGGAAGAACAGGAAAAACAAUUUAAAGACGCCGAAGAGUGGGUAGAAGAGGUGGCGAGGAUUCUGAAGAGUAUGGAAAUGCUCCUACAGGAGCAGUUUGAAAAGAACACAAAAUCCGAUUUGCUGCUCAAGGAGCUCUAUGUGGAAAAUGCGCACCUGAUGAAAGCACUUCAGCUCACUGAAGAGAAGCAACGAGGUGCUGAGAAAAAAAACCGAAUCUUGGAAGAAAAGGUUAGAGCUCUCAACAAACUAAUCAGUAAGAUGGCUGCAGCAUCCCUCUCUGUGUAGAGACUGCUUGUUCUCCUGGAAUUCAUUUCGAAAGAACAUCUCUUAAAAUUAAGCCACUGUGAUGCCGUAAUUUUCUGUGGCUCGUUGGCCAUCGACCCCUGGACACACGUGAGGACUGGGAUCCUCUGUUCAUCCCACAGACGGUUAAUCAGUGUCCACCGCAUGCCAGAGGCUGGGGAAGUAGGCAUGUUGGAAAAGACUACACUUUUAUCAGUGGUCCUGAUUAAUUUCCCUAGGUAAAAUUCCCAAUUUUGCUGCUCACUGGUGAAACAGAUUAUGGGAGCUGUCAGCAAGAAACCACUAAAGGAAAAUGGUAAAAUAAAACAAUUCAGUGUUGUGCUUUUGACCUUGGCUGCAGAGAUUAAAAUGCAAAAUCAG
Messenger RNA from Ceratotherium simum simum (southern white rhinoceros), 3576 nucleotides. NCBI's taxonomy places the organism in Eukaryota, Metazoa, Chordata, Mammalia, Perissodactyla, Rhinocerotidae. The record is from RefSeq and is a predicted model, not a curated record.